AUGCUUAAGAUCAGAUUCGAAGAACUAGAAAAGAAAAAUAAAACAGAUACUGUCAAGCUCACUGCCGAGAAUGCAGAACUUAAAGAAAGAGUCACAAAAUUAGAACAGAAGCAAACUACUAUUUCUUCCGAAAUAAAAGAUGAGCUUAGAGGAUCAUUACCCAUUCCAUCACCUAUAGGGGACCAGUCUGAAGAGGAGAAAAACAUUAUUCCUGAUUCUAUACCCGAACUAGAGCAUAACUUGAUGAAACCUGAAUCAUUAGCAGAAUCUGAAAUAUUCGAAUCUUCACUAUCACAAGAUACUAUCAAUGACGAUUCAGUUGAGAUUCUUGAAUUUGUAGAAAAAAUACAUAAAGAAAAUGUUAGUAAUGAAAUAAGGAAGAGAAAUAGAAAAAAGAAACUUCAGAUUCAAGGAUCAGUGCAAAGCACAUCUUCCUCUUCUGAUAUGCAAAAUGAGGUAAACCCUGUUAUCGAUACCCAUGAACAUAAAACCACUAAAUUAGAGUCAAUAUCUACUGAUCAAGCACAAAAUACUGGAAUAAAAAUUCCAUAUAAUAAAAGGAUAGAGCAAAACUUAAGGCAUGACUUAUCUGUAUUCAUUAAAGAGAAUAACAAUAAAGUUAGUGAAGCAUUUGAUAUACAAAUUCCUGAAUUCUCGUUAGAAGUAAUUGUAACAGGAUCUAGCAAAAUUACAGCACAAAAUAUAGCUGAUUUGUUUAUUAUAGCAAUGAAAAUUAGACAAAAAGAGAUUUUAUGCUGGUAUUGCUACUAUAAAGCAUAUGAAAAUCGAGUCGAGAACAUUAAAUGUAUAAAUAAAAUUGAUGACCAAUCAGCAAGGACAUUGGUAUAUAAUGAGAUAAAAGCACUUCUCCCAGAUAUCAGCGAUGUGAAUUUGCGUCAAAGAACAUUCAGAGCAAAAAAGAUCCAUACGUUACUUAUGGGAAUAGGAAUGGAAAAAAUCCAAGCAAUAGCAUGUAGUGCAAGUGCAAUUUCGAGUUUAACUGACAACCAGAUUCAAGAUAUUAUAAAUUGUUUUCCCAAAAAUUCUAGUGCAGAUGUCUCUUCAGCUAAACGUCAAAAAAUGAUCAGCGUUACAAAUCGUAACGCGCAUGAGACUGAACAAACUUUACUGAAAGCAACCACUCCUUCUAUCUCAUUGUCUCAUACCUCUAAUUCGAUUGAUAAUAUAAGUGAGAAACUCGAAUCUUUACCAGGGACCGAGUCGGAAUUCGAUGCUUCAGAUUCUAAUUCAGAAUCCUUUGAUAACGACUCACUCCGUGAGGAUGCUAUUGCAUCUGAGGAUAAUGAAAGUAAUGACGAAUUCUCCGAUGACAACGAAGAUAAUGGCGGGUAUUGCGAUUUCUCUGAUGAUGAUGAAGGUUAUUAUUACGAUUUAAACACUG
Molecule: messenger RNA, 1402 nt
Organism: Paraglomus occultum
Lineage: Eukaryota; Fungi; Glomeromycota; Glomeromycetes; Paraglomerales; Paraglomeraceae
Source: the annotation of a GenBank genome assembly